AUGAAAUCUGCGCAAGUUUAUACCCACGGCGCCAACCACAUUGGAGUUCGCCUUGUAGACCUUCCAACUCCACAGCCGUUGCCAGUCCAGGUUCUCAUCAAGGUCGUCGUCUCCGGCACCAACCCUAAGGACUGGAAAUACCCAGUCCUAUUCAACGGUCCGCAAAACGUGAAUACAGGCGAUGAUAUUGCUGGAUAUGUCGAGGCGGUGGGUCCCAACGUCACGGAGUUCAAGGUCGGCGAUCGUGUGGGGGCGUUCCAUGAGAUGACGACGGAGCACGGUUCGUUUGCUGAGUAUGCCAUCGCGUGGGAAAAGUCUACGUUCCACCUACCCAAGCAGACGUCAUUCGAGGAGGCAGCCACAGUACCUCUAGCAGCUAUGACGGCGGCUCUGGGGCUCUUCUGUUAUUUGGGCCUACCUGAGCCAUGGGCCACGGUGUCUCAGGCUCAAAAGGAUGCGCUCACUGGUGGUGUCGUCGUCUACGGCGCGGCCUCGGCAGUAGGCGCUUUUGCGGUGAAAUUGCUCGCGAGGGCGCAGAUCCACCCAAUCAUAUGUGUUGCAGGCCGAGGGAUUCCCUUUGUCGAAAGUCUGCUCGAUAAAUCCAAGGGCGACACCGUGAUCGACUAUCGCACCGGCGACGAGAAAGUCGUGGAGGGUAUUCGGAGCGCCAUCCCGCAUGGCGGUAAACUUCUAUAUGCGUUUGACGCCGUGAGCGAAGGUACUAGCUCUCAGAAUAUUGCCCAAGCACUCGAUGCUUACGGCAAAAUCACAUUUGUUCUCCCGGGCGAGUUCCAAGAUAUUCCACCGACGGCGACGAAAACCAUCACUCUCGUGGGAGCCGUACACGGGAACCCCAUCGCUGGAUCUGCAGAAGACUUGAGUGACUUUGGGUAUGCUUGGUUCCGGCUGUUUGGCUUAGGACUGAAAGAAGGAUGGUUCACUGGGCAUCCAUAUGAAGUCAUCCCGGGCGGGCUGAAUGGCGUUCAGACCGGCCUGCGGAAUCUGAAGGCCGGCAAGGCGAGUGCCGUGAAGUAUGUUUACCGCAUUGCUGAAACAGAGGCAUUGGGUCCGUAG
Molecule: messenger RNA, 1074 nt
Organism: Cladophialophora carrionii CBS 160.54
Lineage: Eukaryota; Fungi; Ascomycota; Eurotiomycetes; Chaetothyriales; Herpotrichiellaceae
Exons: 1
Coding region: 1-1074 (357 amino acids)
Molecular function (GO): oxidoreductase activity, acting on NAD(P)H
Source: RefSeq, a predicted model, not a curated record